Chara braunii is the source of this 1197-nucleotide messenger RNA. Lineage: Eukaryota; Viridiplantae; Streptophyta; Charophyceae; Charales; Characeae. The record is from the annotation of a GenBank genome assembly.
UCAAGGAAAAGGUGGAACAAUUCGAACAUUACGCUGGGGCGGGGGUCAACUGGGAUAAAUCAACAGUGAUGCUGCCGGAGAAUGCAGACAGAGACUGUUUUCAAGGGAUGAGGAUAGCUCCAGCAGAACAAGACGUCAAAUACCUGGGAAUAAUGUUGCCAGUAGCGCUGACUGAUGGCAAACAGAUGGAGGGUCUGUUGAUGGGGGCGAUUGGGAAAAUGAAUCACUGGGCAAAAGGGGCAGACCUGGGAAUAGUGGGGAAGGUAAUCAUUGCCAAUAAUGCGGUCUCCUCGACUUUGUGGUAUGCGGCCCCGCUGUCGAUACCAGAGAAGAGGGCAUGGAGGGAAUACAAAUUGGCAGUUCGUCGAUAUCUAUGGGAAAACGAUCAGAUGGGAGAAACUUAUCCAGUCUCGGAAAACGGGAGGUAUGGCGCUGCUGGACCUGCACAAGCAAGCCUGCGCGCUCCAAAUACGUACAAUGAUGUGCUUGAUGCGCCGUGGAAAGUCAUCACACUGUCCAGCAUGGCACAAACCCUGAAGGUGGAUCCGGCGGAUGUGGAGAGCAUUGCUGCAUCCACAACUCCGACAAAGACUGACAAGAGACACGAUGUGGACAAGGACUUUGGAGGAAUGAAAGAAGUCGGCCUUAACACAAGCGCAGCGGCCACAGGAAGGACAAGAAACCAUACGGGAGAGGGACUGGAGGAGGGACAGGAUAUGGAACAGGCAUACAUGAGCAUGACACAGAAUGGCCAAGUAGAAGGACUGGAGGAGGGAACAAAGAAUGACAAGGACACAUACGAUAAGGCGGAAGAGGGGCAACGACAGGCCAUGGGAGCAACACUGAAUUGCCAGGAAAAAGGAGGAGGGAUGGAACCAAAGGCACAGGAAGCCGAGGAAACAGGGUGGCCCAGGAAUGAGAAGGGAAGUGAAAACGAUGCAGACACACAACAGACAGUGGACUUGGAGCAGGCCGAAAUGGGAGAGUACACGGAUCUGAGGCUUCUUGUGGAUUUGGAGCAAGCCAAAAUGGGACAGACUCAAAUGGGGGCAUCACAGACCGGCCCAGCAGAUGUCGCCUUUUCGCAAGGACACAUGACGACAUCAGAGAGCCGAAACUGCUUGGAGGAUGUAGACUCUAUGUAGGUGAUGCUGGUAUUGAGGAUCAAUAGGCUGUAAACAAAUGUGUGGUGAAUAG